UACUAUCGUAGUUUGCUACUACACGUUGUGAUAGUAAAAGUGCCAUAUGUUUUACUAACUUAACUAAUUGAAAGUGUAACAAAUAAAAAAUUUUGAACUUGGGCUGGGCCUAGCAUACUUGCUUUGUCAAAUCUACUUGAGAGGACGUGUGUCUGUACAAAGCGUUGUGAAACAUCUGUCGAGAAAUCUAACUAGAACCAUAAUAUUUUAAUGACCAUGGAACUUAACCCUUACGAGGUAUUGGAUAUCCCAAAAGAUGCAAAGAGUGAAGAGAUUCGACGAGCAUAUCGUAAAAAGGCGCUACGAUUCCAUCCUGACAAGGUCGUAGAGGAUGAGAAAAAGGAUUCAGCAAGAAGGGAAUUUGACAGAAUAGCAUUUGCAUACGGCAUUCUAAGCGAUGAACAUAAACGAAAACACUUUGAUACUACAGGAUCUACAAGUUUCAGCGAGGACGGUUUGGAAUUCGAUUGGAAAGAAUGGCUUGACGAGAUGUACAGCGGAGUCGUGUCUGGAGACACAGUGACCGAGUUUAAAGCAUCUUAUCAAAACUCAGAGGAAGAAAAGAAAGAUGUCUUGGAAGCUUACAAACGUCGGAAAGGAUCCAUGGAUGGUAUACUUGAAGAAGUUAUGUGUAGCGAAAUCAGUGAUGAAGAACGUUUUCGACACAUGAUUGAUGAAGCCAUCUCGCAAGGGGUUGUACCAAAAUUUAAACUUUACAAACCAAAUGCAAAAUCCAAAAAAAAACGUUUACGUGCAGCUGAAAGGGAGGCACAAGAGGCUGAAGAAUUGGCGAAAGAACUGGGGCUCGAUGAGAAGCUCAACAAAAGAAAAAAAACCGACCAAAGCGAUGAGGACUCAUUGGGGGCUAUCAUUCGAUCUCGACAGAAGAAUAGGAUGGAAGAUAUGAUCACUGCAAUGGAGAACAAAUAUGCCAAACCAAAGUCCCAACCCAAGUCCAGGUCGAAAAACAAAAAGGCCCCGAAGGAGGAAAUGUGAUUAUCAGUGCUCAGUGACAUAUUUCAAAAGAAAAAACUAAAAUCCGUUAACAAAACAAUUCAUUUGGGCCUUUUAUAUCCUAUAUCAGCAAAAUGUCUUUCUGUCUACAUGCAAGUUGGAUAUGUAACACCUUCUUUAAACGUUGAUAUUUUGAGUAACUUUUCCAUCAGCAACUGGAAUCUUUUUUACGACACUUAGAAUCAUUCUUUCAUAAUCAUGUUGUUUAUUGGUGACUAUAUUUACGACUAAGACUCACAAACCUAACCAUUACUAUACAUUCACAAUAGCAGUAAUUUAGACAUAGACAUUACUCUUUUACUUUACGCUCGGUAAAUUUUUUAUCAACAAUACAAAGAUAGAUUUUAUUGACAUCCUUAGUCGAACAAACCAAAGCCCAUCUAAAUAUAGUU
Messenger RNA from Schizosaccharomyces octosporus yFS286, 1406 nucleotides. Its product is annotated as DNAJC9 family DNAJ domain-containing protein. The record is from RefSeq and is a predicted model, not a curated record. The transcript has a single exon. The coding region runs from base 211 to 996 and encodes 261 amino acids. Lineage: Eukaryota; Fungi; Ascomycota; Schizosaccharomycetes; Schizosaccharomycetales; Schizosaccharomycetaceae. Gene Ontology annotation, cellular component: cytoplasm; nucleus. Gene Ontology annotation, molecular function: heat shock protein binding.